Messenger RNA from Drosophila willistoni, 468 nucleotides. RefSeq lists its product as uncharacterized. NCBI's taxonomy places the organism in Eukaryota, Metazoa, Arthropoda, Insecta, Diptera, Drosophilidae. Bases 1 to 468 code for a protein of 155 amino acids. The transcript is spliced from 2 exons. The record is from RefSeq and is a predicted model, not a curated record.
AUGAAGUUUACCAAUGCCAAGUGCGAAUCUUUUAAUCAUUCCUGGGUAACCAUCGAACACUGUCGACUACGAGCCAUUAACCGCCAUAAGACGGUACUAAAUAUUAAUGCCAACUUCCACUAUCCGGCGACAAAAAUCAAACUGAGAUUUCAAGUACUAAAAAAAGCCAAUGGGUAUAAGCCUUGGGUGAUCGAUGGUACCAUCGAUGCCUGUGCAUUUUUGCAAAAACCUAAUCACCCAGUGGUAAAGAUUAUUCACAAUUUAAUUAAGAAUUGCUCUACAGUUAAUCACACGUGUCCCUACAUUGGUCGCCAAUCUGUAAAGGAUUUCGAUGUAACACCGGAGCAAAUACCUUUGCCUUUUCCCUCUGGCGACUACGCUCUAUUUCUUACUUGGAUAUUCUCGGAUAAACCUCAAUUUGCCACAAACGUAUAUUUCACAUUUACAGAGGAUCUGCUAAAGCAAUGA